GCAAACGCACGUCCGCUACGCGCUCUCCUUGCUACGUGUUACGUAGCAAAGUAAAAUGUUUCAACAAAAUUAGUUGACGUAUUGUUUUUCAUAUCGCUAAAAUUUUUUUUCGUGAAAAUAUAUGUGAGCGUUAUCAAUAAGUGUGAUUAAGUAAAUAUUUAAAGAUUGUAAAAUAUAAAUAAGUUAUAAUGAUUAAAAAUUUUAGUGUCGUGGUGAAAAUAGCUAUUUUCCUUUUAACACUGCAAGGGAUGGUGUGCUUAAGGAACGUCCACUUAGUGGUGCCGGAGUCUGUGGAGCGCGGCUCGAGGGUGGAGAUGAGAUGCCUGUACGAUUUAGAGCAAGAAGUUUUGUACACAGUUAAGUGGUACAGAGGAGAUCGGGAGUUCUGCCGAUACUCGCCGCGGGAUGUUCCCCCGCUUAAGAUAUUCAGAAUUCCCGGCAUAGAUGUUGACAGUUUAACAGCCCAUAGACCUGCUAAAGGUCCAAAACUUCCUGCACAGCAUCGCAGAGAUCGCCUAGAGUUUGCUCGCAAUCAUUGCGAGUGGACUCUAGAACAGUGGCGGACCGUACUCUUCUCUGAUGAGACGAGGGUCUGUCUCUUCUGCAAUGACAGACGUAGAAGGGUCUACAGAAGACAGGGGGAGCGGUUCACACAACCCUGCUUCGAAGAAUCCGUCGAAUACGGGGGUGGCUCUUGUAUGUUUUGGGGCGGCAUUUCCGUCGACGGGAAAACGGAACUUGUGUGCGUUUCCCGGACUCGGGGUGGCCGUGGGCAAGGGUCAUUAAAUGCUGGUCGGUACAUUACUGAAAUCCUGGAGGAACAUGUGGUUCCGUAUGCUGGUUAUGAGGUCGAUAUCCCUGUUAUGCAUUGGCCAGCACGAAGUCCAGACCUUAACCCAAUAGAACAUCUCUGGGAUGACCUAAAACGGCGUGUGCGAGCUCGAGAUCCAGCUCCAACCACUCUUCAAGAGCUCCAAGAUGCGGUACUUGAAGAGUGGGAACAAAUACCCCAAGAGGCUGUUGCGACCCUUCGGGAGGCGACCGACGCACAACGGUUGUCGAUACAAGCGGCGACGCGCACGGCUAACGGUCGGUACACGUGCGAGGUGUCCGCGGAUGCGCCCUCCUUCCAAACCGCGCAGGUACACGCGCACAUGUAUGUUGUCGAUUUACCUAAAUCCGGUCCAGAGAUGCAAGGCUUGAAUCAAUAUUAUCGAGCGGGGAUGAAACUCAAAGUGGAGUGCUCGAGUCAUAACUCUCUGCCCGCUGCUAAUCUCUCCUUUUUUAUUAACAGUGAACCGGCUCACAAACAGCACGUGUGGCAUCGAGUGAGCCCGGCAAACGGUAGUUUAUGGAACGCUUACAGUACAAUACAGUUCGUUGUACAAAAACAUCACUUCAUAAGAGGAAAAAUGAAAAUAAGGUGCACGGCAAACAUCUACUCUAUAUACUUAAAGAGUAAUGAGCAAUGUGCUCUGGAGGAGCGCCUGCCCACCACUCCGGUCAGCCUGCCCGAGAUAAACGAGGUCAUCUUGUAUCCCAUACACCGCAUGGCUGAUACCGCUGACAGUGCCGACAAAAUUCAUGGGUCUUUAUUUUUUGUGUUACUGAUUGAUAUCUGGUAUUUCACACAUUUAAUUGAUGCUAAUUAACUUCUAUCGGACAGUAUUUAGAUAGAUAAAAUAUCAAAGUGUUCCAUGUAAUUAAAUUAACCACGGACUCUGGUGUUUCUACGACUGAAAGAAAAUUACUUCAUUAUAUCUGAAUUGUUAUUACUCUGUAGUUGUGCCAACCCGAAUUUAAUAUAUUCCAUUAAAUGGAACAUACACAAUUUAUUUUAAUUUAAUUUUUAGGUUUGUAUUUCAAAUUGUCUAUAUUAUUGGAGUGGCAACAACAUAAGUAAAUUUAAUCGAUCAGUAUCGAUCUAAGUUAAAUAUUUUUAUACUUGAGAUCAUACAAAUUGACAUAUAGACAAGGCACUAAAGCACCUCAACUACAUUCUC
Messenger RNA from Papilio machaon (common yellow swallowtail), 2003 nucleotides. RefSeq lists its product as uncharacterized. Bases 189 to 1652 code for a protein of 487 amino acids. The record is from RefSeq and is a predicted model, not a curated record. Gene Ontology annotation, molecular function: nucleic acid binding. The transcript has 9 exons. NCBI's taxonomy places the organism in Eukaryota, Metazoa, Arthropoda, Insecta, Lepidoptera, Papilionidae.